Molecule: messenger RNA, 924 nt
Organism: Capronia coronata CBS 617.96
Lineage: Eukaryota; Fungi; Ascomycota; Eurotiomycetes; Chaetothyriales; Herpotrichiellaceae
Exons: 1
Coding region: 1-924 (307 amino acids)
Biological process (GO): N-terminal protein amino acid methylation
Cellular component (GO): cytoplasm
Molecular function (GO): N-terminal protein N-methyltransferase activity
Source: RefSeq, a predicted model, not a curated record
AUGCCACCCACAAAACGAGCUCGAAUAUCCCAUCCUGCCGAGCCCCAGGAGAUGGUCACUGGAACUAGCGAGCAUGCGUCGCAACAAGGGACCGACAACGAGCAUUUAUCAGAGACGCAAGAUGAUGCAGAGAGUACAGACUAUAGCAUCUCAGUCCCUACACAGGUGGCAUACUGGUCCACGAUCAGUCCCAGUGUCGAUGGUAUGCUAGGAGGUUACCCACAAGUUUCUCGCAUCGAUCUUCAAUUCUCGCGGAACUUCUUACGUAAACUGGAACGUCUGGAUAAAGCCAGCCGUGGGGAGACGAGCGCAGACGCAUCAUCUAAUCAGCAUAGAUAUGCAUUUGAGUAUUGCCUGGAGCCCGGUGCAGGCAUUGGUCGGGUCACGCUCAACCUGCUGGCACCUCUAUGCUCAAGGAUAGACAUCAUUGAGCCCGUCAAACGGUUCACAGACGUGCUCACAGCGGAUGACUCGGCAAUCAUUCGGUCAGGUCAGUUACGGCGCGUGUAUAAUAUGCCGCUGCAGGAAUGGACUGCAGAGUCCAUGCCCUCCUACUCCGCUCCCGAAGAACGCGCAGAGACCGGCCCAGCAACAAGAGCAACGCCUACCGAUGGGUACGACCUGAUCUACAAUCAAUGGUGCUUGAAUCACCUCUCGAUGGCCGACUUGGUCAGCUAUCUAACCAAACUGAUCCCUCUGCUUCGACCCGGCGGUUGGAUCAUCGUCAAGGAAAACAUCUCGACCGACGCCUAUAGCAAAGAUAUCUUCGACGAGGAGGACAGCAGCGUCACUCGGAGUGACCAGAAUUGGAGAACCGGGUUUGAACAGGCAGGACUCAAGCUGGUUAAGACGGAGCUACAAACUGGGUUCCCGAAAGCGCUGGGGUUGUUUCCCGUAAGGAUGUAUGCGUUGAGGCCCCGGUAA